This is a messenger RNA of Cylindrotheca closterium, 735 nucleotides long. Lineage: Eukaryota; Bacillariophyta; Bacillariophyceae; Bacillariales; Bacillariaceae. The record is from the annotation of a GenBank genome assembly.
AUGACAGCUUAUCACCAAGCCUUGGCAAUCUGCAUGGCGCUUCUUGCAACCGCCACCACAACGACGAUGGCCCAACAAGCUCAACCAGUCGCAAUAAUGCCAGCCGAAUCAUUUUUAAAUUCCAAAAUUCCCUUUCCUGGAGUUCGAUUUCAACAAUACCGAUGGCUCUCCGACGAAGACCGCCAAAAAGUCCUAGAUGCAGGAUAUACCCCAGAAGAGUGGGAUCAACCCACACUAGCAGUUUCGGAAAGCGUUCCAUUCUCCGAUUUGGGUAUCCUACAACCCAAGAUUACUGCUCUGGGACUGACUCAAGAGCAGUGGGACUGCUACGUGAAUAACUACUCUGGCUACAAAUGGAGCCAAUUGAGCAGCGAAUUGCAAAUCCACGCCAUCGCAUUGGGAUGGACUCCCAAUACCUGGGCCAACCGAGCGACCAGCAAACCAGACAUCUUUCGCAACUUUUGGGACGAGCUCUCGGAUCCAAUCAAAAAGACGGCAGGGGAAUUCUGUUACUUUGAAAACACUUGGAAUGAAGACAAUUUGCGGUAUUGGACGACGGCACCACCAUCCGUACAUACUACCCAAGCGCCCACCAAGCCACCCACCGCAGCCCCAUCCAGGACAAUAAGACCAACGAUCGCUCCAAUAGCAUUGGCUUCGACCUCUCCAUCCUUAUCCAUAGGCUUGGAACUUCUUCUCGUUGUCGGAACGGCAGCUACUUUUAUGAUGGUGUAA